Bombus impatiens (common eastern bumble bee) is the source of this 1716-nucleotide messenger RNA. It is a transcript of the gene Phm, whose product is annotated as peptidylglycine alpha-hydroxylating monooxygenase. The coding region runs from base 280 to 1278 and encodes 332 amino acids. The record is from RefSeq and is a predicted model, not a curated record. Gene Ontology annotation, molecular function: oxidoreductase activity, acting on paired donors, with incorporation or reduction of molecular oxygen, reduced ascorbate as one donor, and incorporation of one atom of oxygen; copper ion binding. The transcript is spliced from 3 exons. Gene Ontology annotation, cellular component: extracellular region; membrane. Gene Ontology annotation, biological process: peptide metabolic process. Lineage: Eukaryota; Metazoa; Arthropoda; Insecta; Hymenoptera; Apidae.
AUAAUUCGUUCACACAUUGCUCGAUAGCAAUGAUUAUUAUUUAACUGUAUUAUUUUGUAAACUGUGUAUUUCUGUCGAUAAAUUUUACUAUACAUGCAAUAAAUUUAUGCAUCUCUGAUAGAUGGCGUUUCCAAAUGCUUAUUCUACGUCAGAAAUUAUUUGUGCGUGGACUAUAAGUACUGUGACUGUGUGUGAUAUCGAUUGGUGACAUUUGACAAGACGACGUGGAUUUCUUAAUUAAUGUAAUUUAAUAUAAUAUUUCGAAAUAUUGACAAAAAGAUGAAGGGAGAUUUCACGAUUUAUGUUUUAUUUACACUUUUAUUUAAAUUUAUAAAAUGUAACAGUGUAAAUAAAUAUGCAUUGCUUAUGCCGAAUGUUACAUCAAGUAGGGAGGAAUUGUAUUUGUGUACCCCUGUUAAAGUAGAUCCUUCCCAAAAUUACUAUUUGACAGGUUUUGAACCAAAUGCAAUGGCAGGUGUUCAUCAUAUACUUUUAUAUGGUUGUGGAAAACCUGGUAGCUCAAAAUCAGUAUGGAAUUGCGGAGAAAUGGGACAUGGUAUAAAUAAUAACGAAGAUACAAUCGUUCCCUGUGCAGAAAAUUCUCAGAUAUUAUAUGCCUGGGCCAGAGAUGCUCCAACAUUAAUUUUACCAGAAGGGGUGGGUUUCAAAGUUGGUGGGGACUCCUCGAUUAAAUAUCUAGUUCUGCAGGUCCAUUAUGCGCAUACUGCAAAAUUUCAAGAUGCUGGCACUGACGACUCUGGUGUAUUUCUCUAUUACACAUUACGUCCAUUGAAUAGAUUAGCUGGUGUUCUCCUUUUGGGAACUGGAGGUGUUAUACCACCUCGAAGUACAACAUACAUGGAAACAGCUUGCAGAAUAAAAGAGAACAAAACUAUUCAUCCUUUUGCAUAUAGAACCCAUACUCAUUCACUCGGUAAAGUAGUUUCUGGAUAUUUGAUAAAACCAGAUUACACUUGGAUAGAAUUAGGCAAAAGAGAUCCUUUAACACCUCAAAUGUUUUAUCUUAUACAUAAAAAUGUUUCUGCUGAACAAGGUGAUCAAAUAGCAGCCCGUUGUACUAUGCAUAGUACACGUGAUAGUUGGACAUACAUUGGUGCUACUAAAGCUGAUGAAAUGUGCAAUUUUUAUUUGAUGUAUUAUGUUGAAAAUGACGAACCACUAUCUAUGAAAUAUUGUUUUACCAGUGGUCCUCCUAAUUAUUAUUGGAAAAAUGCUGGUCUAUUUAAUAUUCCUACUAUAGAGGCAUCUAGUUUAUAAUGUAAUAUCGAUUUUAAGUGUCCCGGUUAAAAAUUGGUACAGAUAUGAAGCUGUUAAUCAGGCUGUAUACGGAUGAACUUCUGAAGCAGAAGUAUCCGUGCGAUGCCGAGUUAAUAAUGAAAGUACUUUAUCUAUUUGUUACAAAAUAAAAUUUGUUUUCAGAUUUAAGUUGACAUUACUCGCACUUUACACAGUGUGUUGUGUAUUAUUAUUUAUUACUUUUUGUUAUUAAUAGUUUGUAUACAAAAAAGAGUACUUAAUUAGCUUUAUACAAGUAUACAAUGUACACUAAUGUUUUACAUCCAACUGUAAAGAAAACAAGAUUUUGUAUCAAGCCUACUAUCGAUCAGAACGUUUCUAAUGUACCUGCCGUUAAUUUCAAUUCAUUAUUAUUGCCCAUGUACAGCGAGAGAAGAAAUAUCUAUUACUCCAGAGAAA